CACCAUUACAACCACCUUUGCUAACCCUUUUCAUUUGUGUCAGUUGCUAUCAGUUAAGGAGAAGCAGAUGGUUUGGUUUAAGUCAUUUGGUGUUUGUUAGCUACUCAGUUGACACAAAUUCAGAACCAAGCCCAAACCAUGCUAGUCACCCCAAGCAUGCAUAUAGGCUCAAAGCCUAUAGUCAGACCCAAUCCGAGCAUGAACCCAACAGGCCCAAACCAGAGAACAAUCCAGUCAACCCAAAUUCAAUGGACCACUUGAAUCAACCAUCCCAACUAACAAACAGAACAAUCCCACAGUCAUUAAUUAAGAGGUCUAUACUUGUUUAAUUAUUAGGGACACACUUGUAAGCCCACUUCCAAGGCAUGUUUUAUAUAUGUCUUAUGUUUGUGGAUGGAGGAAAUGGAGAUACAACAGACGACCAUUACCAUCGUUACAUGGUAAACAUCUCCCUUCCUUUUCUAUAUGAGGAUUUCCUCAUCAAUUAAACUCAAGAUGUAUUUUUCGAUGUAGGAAGACAUAGAGUUUGAUGCAUUCUCUUGGUAUAAAUGCUUUCCGUUUCUCAAUUAGCUGGGCAAGAAUAUUACCUUGUGAGUAAGAAAAUUUUCACUUCAUACUAGUAUUAGAUUUUUUUAGAACAUGCUAUUAAUUUUCUUAAACAAUCUCGGGUGGAAGAACCGGGGAAGUCAAUCCUACUGGAAUCAUGUUCUAUAACAAGCUUAUAGAUGCUCUUAUACUCAGAGGCUGAUGUAUUUUUAGCCCCACUGAUCAAUGUUGCCACUCCAAGGUUCAAUAUUGAAAUGCUAAAGUUUUUAACUAUUUAUUUUAUCUUCGUUUUUUCCUAUUCUUCAUAAAUAAUUUGAUGUCUUAGCCUCCUGUCAUUACCAGCUAGUUUUGUCACUAUUUGUACAAAUGUCAAUCUCAUGAGUCUUACUUUUUGUAAUUUUCUUACCCUUGUAGUGAUUAUCAAAAGCAGUGGGCCAUCAUUGAAAGUUUACGCUUGUAGUGAGUCCAGUGGGUAUCUUCCACUAGAGUAUGCCAUGCGUGGGCAUCUGACGGAAAAGGCGGAUGUGUUCGGAUUUGGGGUUGUCGCACUUGAGAUUCUUAGCGGAAGGCCCAAUGCAGAUACAAGCUUGGAUCAAGAUAAGAUAUAUCUCCUUGAAUGGGGAAUGGCCGUGGUUGCUCUUUUAAGGCAUUUUGGAUGCCCUUGCUUGUAAGGUUGGAGGCUUACAUUGAUUAAAUGGUUAUUUUUUUAAUGAGGAUUUGCUAUUCAUUUUGAAAAGCAGGAUAUAUUUCUGACAUGUCUUCCUUCAACCAUUUUAUUUUUAUUUUAUUAUUUUUUUGAAGCUGGGAA
This is a messenger RNA of Magnolia sinica, 1354 nucleotides long. RefSeq names its product probable LRR receptor-like serine/threonine-protein kinase At1g56140. The record is from RefSeq and is a predicted model, not a curated record. NCBI's taxonomy places the organism in Eukaryota, Viridiplantae, Streptophyta, Magnoliopsida, Magnoliales, Magnoliaceae. The coding region runs from base 924 to 1217 and encodes 97 amino acids. The transcript has 4 exons.